Molecule: messenger RNA, 2240 nt
Organism: Melanaphis sacchari
Lineage: Eukaryota; Metazoa; Arthropoda; Insecta; Hemiptera; Aphididae
Exons: 6
Coding region: 566-1726 (386 amino acids)
Source: RefSeq, a predicted model, not a curated record
AUAAUCUUUCAGUGAUAACCACUUUUUCGAAUUAUUAAAUUUUAUUAUUUACUUUUCAUCUAGUAAGUGUAACCGGCGAUAAAAAUAUUAAACUUUAAAAUACUUUUAGUUUAAAAUUUGUUAACAAUAUUCUUAGAAGAUCAAUUAACUUCAAUAUUUUUUUUUUCAUUUCAUAACUAUCGUAUUAUUUGAUCGAUACUCGGAUACAGAGUUUACGGUUAAAAAACAAUAAAGAUCGAACGGCUACGACGACGGUGCUGACUGUUGGAGACGACAUAGCAACUAAUUGUUAUUGCAUUAUUACUGUAAUUAGUUGUAUUAUCCUUAUAAAUUGACGUGAAUGCGCUCGAGUGGCGCGUAGAUGGCAGCACGUAACACGCAAACGCAUCGCAACAAAAACACGUCGCCAGAGAACUUUGGAUCGUAGCCGUGUAUGUUUUAUUUUUUAUUGAAUAUCCAUAAGUUGAUAUACAAUAUCGAAAUUCACAAUUUAUUUAUUUACGUGGUAAAAAUAUAUUACGUAUAUAGUUAAGUUAUAAAAAUACCUAAGUAAUAAAUCAAAUUUAUGACACCUAUUAAGAUGGAAAAAUAUCAAUGGAUUAACCCAGAUAACCAUAGUAUUGCCGUUGACGACCAGAAACAACCAGUUUUAAAUGAAAAUGGUGAUCUUAUUGUAUUGGACAACGAAAGUGGAAAGUGUAUAUCAGUUCCUAACUCUGAGGAUAUAUUAGAAAUUUUUGGUUUCGGAUAUCAUGGGAGCUAUGGGUCACCCCCUGGGUCACCAAAAGAUUCGCCUGAACAUGAUAUGAAACCAAUUGUUCAAGUCUUGACAGACGCCGACCAACUGUUGUGGAGCAUGAGAACGCCGUGUCAAAAGGAUAUCGAAGCGACCAGGGAGAUGCUGUCACUAGUGGCUUCUAAAAAAUACCAGGAUAUGUUCAACGAUCAAUGUACAGUUAAAAUUCGGGUGUGGAAACGAAUAUGCGAGGAGCUGAUGUCUAAAGGGUACAGGAUCGCGGACUCGGUGAACGAAGGCGGCAUCAAGUGCCACCAGAAAUGGCGUAACCUGGAGAAGUCGUACAGGAACUACUUGAUCAGCUCGACGGACCCGAACAGUUCGGCGCCCAAAAAACCGCCGCCGUACUUCGAAGCGCUGCACGACAUCCUCAAGCGAAAGAAGAAGUACGCGAACGCGGCCACGUACACGCAGACCGUGGUGGUCGGCGACGACAUGACCGAACCCGACGCGUCGAGCAUCAGUGGCAUUCAUCACAUGAACGACUCGGACGCGGCGCUGGACGACAUGGACGACGCGGACGGCGCGAACGACGACCACUGUUACGUGGUCAACAGUUCCGGCCACGUGUCCAAGCGGUUCAAAGUGGACCCGCUGACCAUGUGCUCGACCACCAGUGGCGGCAGCGGCGGCGGUAACGGCGGCGGCGCCGGUGUCGGUUCGUCGUCGUCCCGCCGGCUUCAUCCCGCCCAGCAGCCAGACGCGCUGGAACAGAUUCUGGAGCAGAUGAUCCGCGUGCACCGGGACACGUUGUCCAUGCACGAUCGGCACUUCACCAGGAUGGAGAAACUGAUAAAGGAAAACGCGAUACAGACCAAGCGGCUGGCCGACGUCAUGAGUCAGUUGUUGCACGGCAGCCGGCCGGACGACUGCGGUAACAGCAAGAACAACGACAAGUCGACCGGAAUGACUUCGUCGGACGUCGAAUGAUCGUGUUCGGUCUCGCGCGACUAUUAGCAUUUAUAAUAUGAAUAAAGUGUAUAAUAUCAUAUUCCACGGUUAACGGACGCAGUGCUGACGAAGAACGUCACACUCAUUGGCGACCCUUUCGUAAUAUUUAUUUUUUUUUAUUUUAUUUUUUCCAUUUUUCCGUACCGUACCGAAUUGUGUACGCAUUUUUAAGGUUUUCUUUUUACUGCCAGUGCUCCCCUCCCCAUCCCAUUAAUUUAGACUCCCGAUUUAUUUAUAAUGUAAUUCAAAAAUUGCUUAAAUAAUAUUGAAUGAUAAAUACUUACAUUUAUUUAUAUAGUUUAAAUUCAUGUUAUAAAAUAUGAUUUUAAGUGGCAAUCCCUUUUCUUAUGUACAUGUAUAAAGUAUAAAUACCCGUACGCGGUUAUCGUCGUGUUCGGAGUUUUAUUCUCCUUACGUGUAUUAUCCCGUAUUAAUUAUUAGUUAUUUGAAACCAUUAUACCUAUUAUAUUAUAUGAUAAUAAAAUCACUAUUA